ACACGCCCCCUCCCUCGCCCCUCCCCUUCUGAGAUCGGCACCGGCGAUGGCGGCGGCUGAGGGAGCGGCGGAGGCCCUGCUGGAAGCCAUCUCCUCGGCCCACUUCCAGGAUCUGCUGCAGCGGCCCGACAGGUCUUUGAUGGUGGUUCAUUUUUGCCCGUGGGCCCCUCAGUGCGUUCAGAUGAAUAACGUCAUGACUGAGCUAGCAAAAGAGCAUCCGCAGGUAUGUUCUUAAAAGCUAAAAUCUGAAGCCGUGCCUGAAGUAUCGGAAAAACAUGAAAUUUCUUCUGUCCCGACGUUUCUUGUUUUUUAAGUGGCUACUGUCUGUUGACAGAAUUCCCAGAAAAUUGAUCUGGAUGGCGCUCAUGCGCCAGAGCUGACGAAAAAAGUCCAGCGACAUGCAUCUAGUUGACGCUUUCAUGCUUCGGCUGGUAAUGAAAAAGAGGACCUUAAUUCACGGCUGAAGAAACUGGUCAAUGCCGCACCCUGCAUGUUGUUUAUGAAGGGAACACCUCAGGAAGCUCGCUGCGGUUUCAGCAGACAAAUCAUAGAAAUUCUUAACAAACAUAAUGUGGUGUUUAGCAGCUUCGAUAUCUUUUCUGAUGAAGAAGUGCGCCAAGGUCUAAAAACAUACUCCAAUUGGCCUACAUAUCCACAGUUAUAUGUAAACGGAGAGCUUAUAGGCGGACUGGACAUUGUUAAGGAGCUUGAGGCUUCAGGCGAAUUGGAUACCGUCUGCCCCAAGGCACACAAAUUAGAAGAUAGGCUGAAAGAUUUGAUAAACAAGGCCCCUGUGAUGCUGUUCAUGAAAGGGAAUAAGCAAGAUGGCAAAGUGGGAUUCAGCAGCAGAUUAUAGAAAUUCAAAUAUACUGGUGUGGAUUACGAGACUUUUGACAUACUGGAGAAUGAAGAGGUAAGGCAAGGAUUAAAAAUACUCAACUGGCCAACCUACCCGCAGUUGUAUGUGAAAGGCGAACGUGGAGGCCUAGAUAUUGUUAAGGAACUAAAUGAAUCUGGUGAGUUAUCCUCUAUCCUGAAAGGAGAAAAUUGAUGCAAAUGGAAAUACAUUGAUCAAGACAACGGAAACGCAACAUCAUUAUUGACAUUUGCACUGGGAACAGGUUACGACAGAAAAAAACCAACGAACCAGAACACUGGUUUCUGACUUCCUUUUCAUAUCAGACCAUCCUAGAGAAGUAUGUAAAAUGUAGACCUUCAUGCAAACUGUAAACUUGUGAACAUCUUCAGAAUGAAUUAAAAGUGAAGUGCAAGCAU
This is a messenger RNA of Thamnophis elegans (Western terrestrial garter snake), 1275 nucleotides long. It is a transcript of the gene GLRX3, whose product is annotated as glutaredoxin 3. NCBI's taxonomy places the organism in Eukaryota, Metazoa, Chordata, Lepidosauria, Squamata, Natricidae. The record is from RefSeq and is a predicted model, not a curated record.